UUUAGGAAGCUCAUGAUUGAUCCAAGAGUCCACAACCUCGGCAAAGGAAUCCACAAAGAUAUACAAUAUCCAGGAAAAGGAGAACUUCCUAAGUACCAGAAAGACACCAAAGCCCUCUUUCACUUCCGAACUUAUAUCAACGACAAAGAACGGAAACUAAUUGAUGACUCUCGGGAAUGGGACGAACCAUUUGAGCUGCUGUUUGGUCACAGUUUCCAACUAGAAGCAUGGGAGAAUGGAAUCAAGUCAAUGAGGCCUGGGGAGAGGUCUAUGAUUUACUGCAUUCCUGAGAAAUGCCUUGGUUACACCAAGCUAUCUAAAACAUUGCGAGAUAUGCACAAGAAGAAGAAAGAUAAAGAUGCGGUUGUCACUAAAUCAUGUUGUGGAAACCAAUCUACUGGCUAUUGUGAUCUAGAUAAGCUUCAGGGACAAAGUCUGGUGUUUGAGUUUGAUCUGCUCUCAGUGGAGCAGCCUGGAGAGUAUACAAAACAAAUCUGGACAAUGAGCUCCGAUGAAAAGAGGUAUCUGGUUAUUGAACUAAAAGAGAAAGGUAAUCAGGAAUUUAAGGAGAAGAACUAUGAUGUUGCUGAGGAAAACUAUGCUAAAGCUAUCGGAACACUAGAUCAGCUAGCUUUAAAGGAGCAACCUAACUCUGAAGAAUGGAACAUUAUAGAAGAUAUGAAGGUGCCCCUCCUUCUCAACUACAGUCAAGUAAUGAUCUGCAAGAAAGAGUACGCAACAGCAGUUACUCACCUUAACACUAUCCUCAAACGUGAACCUAAGAAUAAAAAGGGUUUGUACAGACGAGCCACCGCCCAUGGUGGCUGCUGGAAUAUUGAGGAGGCGAGGAAUGAUUGGAAUGCGCUGGCGGAAGCGGACCCUUCUCAGCAGUCUCUGGUGACUAGGAGACUUCAGGAACUGGAUAACAGAAUCAAGCAGAAGGAGUCUGAGGAUCGCCAGAAGUUGAAGGGAAUGUUCUGAUUAGUGAGGUAAAUUAGACGAAGAGUGUUGUUAUGAAGGUGGCUAGCAUUGCCAACAUUGAACUUACUGACUUAUGACUUUCUGUGAUUAUUUGAAUUUGAAUACUUGUGUUUUGUGUUCCCCAUUUUCUGCGUUGAAUUACUGUUUCUAUGAACUGUGAAGUAUCCCGGUAUAAAUCCUGCAUAAAUCUCUGAUUUGUAAUCAGUCUUACUUAAUUUAUCUUGAUAAAUGUAAUUCAGUAAAAUAUCCUAUGAUUCAGUUUCACUUUAUAGAGAUUUUCCACUGGAGAUAUAAUUUAUGAAUAUUAUAACUUAGCUUUGGUGACCAACUGGUAACCUCGAUAUCAAUAUGUGAAUAGUACAGAGUAUCAUGUAUUUAUUAAAAUUGUAACAGAUAGGAAUUUUCCAAUGUUAUUAACACUAUUUAUAACCUUUCUAGAUAAUAAAGUAUAUUUAAUAAGUUGCCAAAUUUUGUUUAUUUAUCGAUUUCGAAUGAAUGAA
Messenger RNA from Bolinopsis microptera, 1481 nucleotides. RefSeq names its product AH receptor-interacting protein-like. Gene Ontology annotation, molecular function: peptidyl-prolyl cis-trans isomerase activity; protein binding. Lineage: Eukaryota; Metazoa; Ctenophora; Tentaculata; Lobata; Bolinopsidae. The record is from RefSeq and is a predicted model, not a curated record. The coding region runs from base 13 to 981 and encodes 322 amino acids. The transcript has a single exon.